This is a messenger RNA of Musca domestica (house fly), 1148 nucleotides long. RefSeq lists its product as uncharacterized. The transcript is spliced from 3 exons. The record is from RefSeq and is a predicted model, not a curated record. NCBI's taxonomy places the organism in Eukaryota, Metazoa, Arthropoda, Insecta, Diptera, Muscidae. Bases 250 to 780 code for a protein of 176 amino acids.
CACAACGAGCAGACGUUCAUUAACAGCGAAGCAGAGCAGACGUGUGCAGUGGCCAGUGUUAAAAAGUAGAAAAAGUUUAAGUUGAAUAAAAGUCUCUUUUUUUAACUGUACAUUGUGCUAAAGUUUUUUUCUAUAUAAGUGACUAGAUUUGUGUUUUAUUUAUUAAUAAAAUACAAAUUUCUUAAAAACCAAGCAAUUUUAAAAGUUUUUUAAACCAGUUUUUAAAUAAAACCCCAAACUUCCAACAAAAUGGCUGAUGUUGCUGUAGAAAAGAACGAAACCCCCGUUGUCGAGAAGGUAGUAGAGGAAGUUGAUGCUGGCAAAAAGGAUGUAGCAGAAAAGGAAGUUGCUGCUGACAAAACAGAUGCUGCCGACAAAAAAGAAGCUGCUGCCACCGACAAAAAAGAGGGUGAAGAAGCAACCACCACUGAAAAUGGUGAAGCCGCUGCCGCCGAAAGCAGCGAAAAGGCAAAGGAAAAUGGUGAUAGUGAAGCUGCUGCCACAGAAACUGACGGUGCUGCUGCCGCUGAAGCCGAAAAAACUCCCGCUGCCGCUACUGAAGAAUCAGCGCCAGCUGCUGAAGAAAAUGGUGUAGAAGAAACUGCCAAUGGCGAUUCUACAGACUCUGCUCCUGCUGAAGCUGUCAAAAGGAAAGUCACCGAGGGUGAAGCCAAAACAGACGAAGCUGCUGAAGUGACACCCGAAAAGAAGGCCAAGUUGGAAGAAACUUCAAAAGAAGAAGUCCAAAAUGGUGCGGAGGCUUCAGAAGUAGCGGCUUAAUUAAUCUCCAUCAAAACACACAACAACCUACCCUCUACUAUAUAUAAUAUAUAUUAAAAAUAACACACAAAACUAAUUCUAAUAAUUUACUUACAUUAACAUUAAAAAAAUGAAAACUUAAGAAAACAAAUCCUACAAAAACGAGAAAAAAAUCACAAACGGAAAGAUGAAAACCUCUGUAAACUACCUACAAAACAAAAGAAGAAAAGCAAAAAAACACCAACCAUUCAACAACAACAAACAAUUGUAUGAUGUGGUGAAUUUGACCACCCCCUCGUAAAAUACAACAACAAAACAAUUUCAAGACAUUUCAAAAUGAUUUUUAUAGACAUUUAAAACAAAAAAUAUAAAACAAAAUUUUAAAUACA